Molecule: messenger RNA, 1933 nt
Organism: Myripristis murdjan (pinecone soldierfish)
Lineage: Eukaryota; Metazoa; Chordata; Actinopteri; Holocentriformes; Holocentridae
Gene: sowahd
Product: sosondowah ankyrin repeat domain family d
Exons: 2
Coding region: 406-1452 (348 amino acids)
Molecular function (GO): protein binding
Source: RefSeq, a predicted model, not a curated record
UGUAAAAGCAUUUGGUAAGCACUUCCUCCUUUAAGGUUCGUCAGUAGCUAUGUGGUCACAUGUGAGGCUUUCUUGCUGUUGGUUUAGCCAGAGAUUAGAAUGAACUUUGUCUCAGUUCCUCCUGCAAUGGAAAAGAAACUGAAUCAUUGCUUGAACCUGAAAUUGAGUUUUUUGGAAUAAACCCAAACGCUGCGAGUCUGAAUGAACUUCAUGAACAGCGAUUUGAUGAACUUGAUCGCCAGAGGAGUCGACUGUGUGUCGGUAUGCGCUUAGUGCACAUUACAGGGAAAGAGCCCAGGCCGAAUGGAGGAAAACAUUUCUGUGUUUAUAAUUUGACACUGAUAUCCCCAGGGCCCUCGUCUAAACAGAGGAAGCUCGCCAAAAUCCAUAUUGCACUCUCACAGCAUGUAUGAGAGCAGCUCCCGGUCGCCAGAUGAUGCUGACUCCGCAGCUGUGGCCUGCGGAGGCUCAGCGCCUGACAGGGAGCAAGCUGGACCCGGACCAGCUCCCAACAAUACCGACACCCACGGCAGGGCACCGGGCCGCGGGGCUGUGGUGGAGCGGCUGUCGAGAUGUGGCAUGCAGGUUUUGCCCAGCGCCUUCCAGCGUAGGUCGAGGCUGCAGAGGCACCAGGAGGUAUGUGAGAGCGCACCGGGCGCACUCCUCAGAUACUCCGCGGAUGCGCCGGAAAGAGCUUCCCUUACACCCGCUAUGCGUAAGAAAUAUCUGAAGGACUUGCUGUUGAAUGACCCGUCGCACAGCGGAUUUAGCAGCGUGUUAUCCUCGCAAACCUCCCGUAAGUCUUCGAGGGACGAGCCAGACCCCCCGGGAACAGACUGGGCUUUAUACCCGAUGGAGCACGCAUGGAUGUUGUCUGCGGUGGACGGAAACUACGAGACUAUUCUGGAGUUCAUCUCCGCGGACCCCCAACUGUUGACCAGGAGGGAUUUUAUCAGCGGGUUUUCUGUUCUGCACUGGUUAGCCAAGAGGGGACAGGACGAAACUUUGAUCCAACUUUUAAGACACGCCGAAGCCGCGGGGAUCCCCGUGAACGUGAACCUGAGAGGCAGCGGGGGGCUCACGCCUCUGCACGUCGCCACCAUGCACAGCCAGUACAUGGUGGUCAAACUCCUGGUCGGGGCUUUCGGUGCCAACGUCGAUGCCAUGGACUACAACGGGAGAAGAGCCUGGCAAUAUCUUAAGGGAAACGCCCCACCGGAGAUGAAGGAGCUUCUGGGCGCUUGGGAUGAUGAGCACAGCUGCCAGGGUGCGCUCAAUGUCAAUAACAACAGCGCCAACAACAUCAUGAACGUGGAUGCGUGUGAAACGAACGACGAGGGGGGCAGAGAUGAAGUGGACUCAUUUGACUGGACUAAAAGAAAUGGUAGCUGGCGAUUUGGGUCUUUGAGGAAACUCUGGUCACAGUUUUCUUUCCGUGGGAACAAAAGCUGAGCGUGGAUGACAGCGCCUUGCAUUGCGCAACAGUUUGAUCACAUUUCUGUGUAUGACAAGCCAUGUUUUCUGAAACUGACAUUCAUGUAAUAAAUGAGGAAGCGCUGCAGUUUCAGAUAAAGGGAAAAAAUAAGUCGCCAGUAAUAUGCAGCAGCUUUCACUAAACCUUUGGCAUAAUGCAUUUUGUUGUUUAGUGUAGACCAGCCCAGAUCAGUACACUAAGUCCGAGCUGACGUGUCAUUUCUUGGGGUUUUAGAGCAAGUAAACAUUUCUUAGCGUCUUACUAGAUUCAGCCUUUUUAAUUGCUGUGUUUGCAUUAAUGACCAAGCAUUAAAGGCAAAGAAUUUUUUAGCUCCCACCCCCCAGAAAGUGCAAAACCUCUGCGGGAUACUGCCCUCUUUCUGCAGAGCCGCGUCAGCAUUACUUUUUCCCCCCUCCAUGUAAUGUUUUGUUUCCCUUGGAAAAAUAAAGUCAUUCCAAG